GCGAGGAAGAUGGCGACAGGCAGACUGAGCUGUAGGCAACGCUGUAACUGAUUUAGUCGGCAGAUAAUUCUGACGGGUCAAGCUCCUGUACUGCAGAUCCUGACCACUGUUAUUUGAGACUUUGCUCUGAAGGAAUAAGAACACUAAUGGCGUCCCUGUACGGUUUCUUAUGGCGGCUCUUGCUGGUUCUGGUACACGUCAACAGAGCGCUCGUCUCCUGGCUCCGUGUGCGGUUUCGGAGCUGGAAAGGCCGGCUGUGGGAGCGGGCGAUGGCCGCUCUGCUACUGCCUCUAGCCUUAGCUGGGUUCCCGGACCAUCAGAGGAAGCUAAAUCAUAACACUGAUUCAAACGUUAACCCGGUGACUGGAAACCGCUCGGCCAGUCGACGGUCACGGUGGCUGUCUGAUGGCAGGUCUCUGGACAAACUGCCAGUCCACAUCGGCCUGUUGAUUGCGGAAGAAGAGCCCAGCUAUACGGACAUAGCAAACCUGGUGGUGUGGUGUAUGGCUGUCGGUAUAUCUUAUGUCAGCGUCUACGAUAAUCACGGUAUUUUCCAGAAGAACAACCGUAUGUUGGAGGAGAUAGUUAGGCAGCAGCAAGACUUGCUGGGUUUAGAUGGAUCCAAAACCAAUGUGGAGUUCCUGAGCAAUGGCAGUGACAAACACCAGCAUCAUGUGGUGUCCUGCAGGCCCACAGUCAAGGUGUUGUCUCCAGAAGAUGGGAAGCAGAGCAUUGUCAGGGCAGCGCAGCAGCUCUGUCGCUCUGUGGAGAACAAAGAGAGGAGCUCUAAAGACAUCAGUGUCUCCAUGUUGGACAUACUGCUCAGAGAGUCAAAGAACAUCCCAGACCCUGAGCUGGUGGUGAAGUUUGGUCCUGUGGACAGCACACUGGGCUUCCUCCCCUGGCACAUCAGACUCACUGAGUUCAUCUCCCUGCCUUCCCACAGAAAUGUCUCCUAUGAGGACUUGUUUGGUGCCCUGCAGCAGUACGGUGCCUGUCAGCAGCGGCUCGGCCAGUAAUGUGAAGGCCAGCGUCACGCUCCUCAGACAGAAAGAAAUGUGGGGUUCACACAGUCAGGGGAAAGUUUGGACAGGGGUUGACACCUCCAUGCCUCGCUGUGUCUCUCACUGCUCCUCUCCUCUCCAUCUCCUGGAUCUCUAACUGACUAAGACAGUCAAAGACAUGGAAACCAGGAGACAUAGCCAGCAAGCUCACUUCCUGCCACUAGCUCUUGUCUUAUGAUGAACUCACAUUCCAGGACUUCUGGAACAUGCUCUCCAAGCCAAGAGAAAAUAGCAUAUCAGAGACAGACGCUGACAUGAGAGGAGAGUGUUCCACAAACCCUGUUCUGUCCUCUCAGACCCUCUGGCUCACAUUCAGUCUCCAGCUGCUGUUUACUGCUGAGGACUCGCCUUCACUGAGCAGAUAACGAAGAAGAAACAAGGCUUUGUGCCCAUGCUCGUGAGGCAUCCUGGGAAUUACAGCUGCUUUUUAGGAAGACAGAGUGGUUAAUAAUGUGUAAAUAUGAGAAAUUCAUGUGGCUCUGUGUUUGUCCCUGUGCCCUCCAGCUUGCAGUCAUGUGUUCAUCAUGCCUCAGACAUACGCAGAGGUUUGCUUAAGGCUUCUGUUAGACUGACCAACUCUGAAAUAAAGAAAUGCAGUAUCUGCUGACAGUUCAUAUAAAAAGUUUUGUGUGAGCUGGGAUAAAGGGUAAUUCCAUGACAAGGUAACCUUAACUCAUAAUCUCCAUAAUUGUGUCUCGUGUUGAGACGCGUGUUGAUGCAGACCAUGACAUGAUGUCUGAAUGAUGCAACUCUAACUAAAAGUUAGUAAGUGGGCCUUGGGUUUUUUGUCAAACUACUCUAUGAGCGGUCUUUCACACUCAAUUUGGGACAGACAUAUCACUAUAAUAACUUCUGGUAAUCGAGAUCUGGUAACACUAAACACCACUAAAAAAGAAGUCAGGAAAUCAGACAGGUUGGAAGCAAUCCUUCAAGUUUUUAAAAAACUUAUUUAGGGAAGAAAAAGAUAAGGGUCCUGCUUCUGCUUUGGCCUACUUACCCGACUUCCCAGGUUUUUCGUCUCAUCUGACUUAGUCCACACAAUGCUGUUAUUGCUGAUAGAAAUGUUGGAUGAAUCUGUGAAAAAAAGAUCUUAGUUCUAAUGAAACUGUAUUAUCCUUUAAUUGUCCUCAUUACAGGAUCAGUCAUUCCAAAACUGAGAGCCAGGCCCUGACCAGGGGAAAAAAUACAUCUUUUUCACAGACAGACAUUUUGACUUACCAAGCACGGGUCAGAGUGCUUGAAAGCAUGAACUGCUGCUUUGCAUUUCAACAUUCACUUUAACAGAGCAAUCAUUGGUGUAUUUAAUUUAACUUCUGCAUUUCCUGUGAGGAUAAGUCAAGAAUGUCUACUGUGAAGAGAGUAAAGGAACGUGAUUGAAUUGGGAAGCCACAAGAUGUUUGUAGAGUAACGGUCAUCACAGUCAUCUGACAAAGUUGUGGCAAAGUUGGCACAACAUAAAAGUAAAUGAAAACAUGUCCUACGAAGUAACAGAAAUAAACAGUGACUGUGUUUGUGGAGAGUGCUACUCUGAGGUCGUAUCUUAAUGAUCUUUUCUCAAGUCAAAAUCGCAAAUGAGAUGAGAGACUUCAUUUCAUUCUUGGCCUGAAAAGCAGUGCUUUGAAAAGACAGUCUUGACUCAUGGUCCACUUACUAGCUUUUUUCUGUGCUUUCAGCUACAUCUCAUGGUCCUCAACUGACGGAGUUUGCUCCAUACUAUGUGGCUGAAGUAUGGAAAAGUCAUAAUUUAAUUCCACAGAACAGAGCCGUCUCCAGCCGCUGGGGGAGGCCAUGUGAUGCUUUUGGCUGCAUCUUUUUGUUUGUUUGUUUUUUGGGCAAACAACAAAUACUUUUGUUCAUGCUUGUGUUUCACGUUUGAAAAGUUGUAUAAUUACAUCUGUUAAGACCUCGGCUGGUUGUCAGGAUGGUAAUAUGGAGUGGUGGCUCAUGCCUUUCUGUAAAGUUGGAGGGAAAAGUACCAAAGUACCUAAAAGUAUGGCUGUAUGUGAAAAAUUUAAUUCCUGACCACCAGAAAUAAUGUGUGAUAUGUGGACAUAAUGUUGUAAUUAAAUGGUUAUCUUGAAAGGUCAUAAAAAUGAAAUAGAAAGAGCAUUUGUUAUCUGAAGAGAACAUAGUUUUGACCAUAAGAUAGCAAGACUAAAAGAAUGAGCCACUUCACUUCGCUUUUGCAUAAAAUCUCUCCUGGUCUGUGUUAAACAUCACAUAUUGAAGAUAACAGUGGUAGAGCAUCGUCUGUCUGUCUGUCUGUGAGGACAACUGUGGUUGCCUUUGCAAAUAUGGCUUUGUCCAUAUCACAGAGCCACAGCGUCCUCAUAUGAUGUCACUGUCUUCCUGUAUUGCAUGUAUUUUUUGUCUGUUAACCUUUUUUUUUUUACCUCCAUGCAAGGAGCCAUCAAACCAAACCCACUUGUUGUGGUGUUUGAGGACUGCAUCACUUCAUGUGACUGCUGUUGUGUCCUCUUUAUCUUAACACAGACAUUCUACCAUAUCCAACAUGUACCCUCUGUCUGGAUCUAUUGGCAGAUGUCUCAUACAUGGUUGCAUUAAAGUUCUUUGCUUUGCUGUCCUCAAAUAUCUUCAUUCUCAUACCACAUUAUCUAAUUUAUUCCACAACAGAAUCCCUAAUGUCUCUCCAUUCUGUGUUACUUUCCUGAUCAACUUGUAGCAGUACCUCCAAAACAACAUACAGUUCACCUUUAUGAACUUGCUCAUAGUGAUAGAUCACAAUCUUCACUGGGGUCGAUUGCAUUUUAAAAUAGUUUUUGGCAGUUGAUGGACUGUUCUGAGACACUGUGUUCUCAGUUUUCA
Messenger RNA from Chelmon rostratus (copperband butterflyfish), 3890 nucleotides. It is a transcript of the gene nus1, whose product is annotated as NUS1 dehydrodolichyl diphosphate synthase subunit. Gene Ontology annotation, molecular function: ditrans,polycis-polyprenyl diphosphate synthase [(2E,6E)-farnesyl diphosphate specific] activity. The coding region runs from base 147 to 1019 and encodes 290 amino acids. Gene Ontology annotation, cellular component: endoplasmic reticulum membrane; dehydrodolichyl diphosphate synthase complex. The transcript is spliced from 5 exons. The record is from RefSeq and is a predicted model, not a curated record. Lineage: Eukaryota; Metazoa; Chordata; Actinopteri; Chaetodontiformes; Chaetodontidae.